GUUACUGAGCGUUCUGCUCCAGAGGUCUGUUUAUUUGAGGGGCCUUGGGCACCGUUGAUUUCAUUUUCAGAAGAGGAUUAUGGAUAUCCUGUUCAACACUGAACAGCAACACAGCAGAAUUAAAAUGACGUACAUUAUAGCCAUACGGAUCAUACAAUAACGAUAUGACGAUGCACGGCUUAAAUCUUUCUAUACGUUCUCUGUCUGACUGUUAAGCUUUAGUAAACAACUAUGAAGACAUGGAACACCAGUGAUAAAGAUUGAACUUGAGAUUAAGGGCUGAAGACGAUGACCACCGAAAGCUCUCUGGACUCCAACAGUCCCAUGAGGACGGGUUCGGCGUCAGACGGGAUGCAUCCCGGAUUAUUGGACACUCCGACCGGUUCUGAAAGCCAGGCCACUGUGACCAACAAAGGUAACAAGAACAGCUCGGGAAUGCGGCGUCCCGAAAAGCCACCCUAUUCUUAUAUUGCUCUCAUUGUGAUGGCGAUCCAGAGCGCACCGACUAAACGUCUCACUCUGAGUGAAAUAUACCAGUUCCUACAGACGCGGUUUCCUUUCUUCAGAGGCUCUUACCAGGGAUGGAAAAAUUCCGUUCGACACAAUUUGUCACUAAAUGAGUGCUUCAUUAAGUUGCCGAAAGGCCUGGGACGCCCUGGAAAAGGCCACUACUGGACCAUAGAUCCUGCAAGUGAAUUCAUGUUUGAGGAGGGUUCCUUCCGGCGGAGACCUCGCGGAUUUCGGAGAAAAUGUGAAGUGCUGAAGCCUAUGUAUCGCAUGAUGAAUGGCCUCGGGUUCACUUCCGCCAUUUUACCCCAAAAUUAUGACAUGCAGCCUCAAACUUGUCACGGUAAUGGCUACAACUUAAACGUGAUCUCAGGAUCAGUGGCUGGAGGCGGAUAUGAUCCACUGAAAAUUAGCCCCUAUGGACAUAUGACUAACUGUCCACUACCGACAAAUGGCAACUAUGGGGCAAACACCAGCAGUCCAGUCUCUUCUUGCUCUACAAGCAAUUCAGCUGAGGGGUAUUCACAGUAUUCUGGAACAUCUUACCACUGGCCUUCCUCUCCUUACCUAAAGCGCACUCCUGUUAGCUCUAGUCCAGGGUCAUCGGUACAGCAGCAUAGUACAUCGUCAUUAUCUUCAUCCUACUCGAUGGAGCAAGCUUAUAUGCAGCCGAGCAAUAGACACGGUGCAGACAUGACAGUGGGUGUAUCUUGCUAUCAGGCCCAUUCCAGUCCUGUAGAUGAACGGAAAGACUUUGUGUUAAACUUCAGUGGAAUCUCAACUCUCCAUCCGCCUGCUAGUGGAUUUUAUUCUCAUCACCAUCAUCAUUAUCACCAGCAACAGCAUGUUUACUCCAAUGUACAGCAGGACGUCAAGCCAUGUGUAAUGUGAAGGAGUUAAUUAAUCUAAUCAUAUUAAAAUAUUUAGUCUGCGGAAUGAACCUGAAGAUCCUAUCGUCUAACACACUAAGCCAAUAGUGUUUUCUAUUAUUAUUUUCAUUAUUGGUCUUGGUUUGACGCAAUGAUAUAUUUAUAAGGCAGUGUUAGGACUAUGCUUUAAAUAUUCAGUUCAGUACAGAGAAAUAUCUAAAUGUGCAGAGCAGGAACUGAGUGGAGAUCUAACCAAAAAUGUAUGAUUUAGUGCUUGCAGAAAAUUGUCACAGCUCUCGACACUAAUAUUACGUUUUUGUGGAGGGGUUGUGACCACAUAUUAUUAUUAUUAUUAUUAUUAUUAUUAUUAUUAUUAUUAUUAUUAUAUAACAUUUAACAUCACAUUCCCAUGUAUGUACAACUAUGCUAUUAUAAUACCAAUUUGAUGUAGGCUACACAUUACUGUCUGUAUUUCACGCCUGGUAGGCCAAAGAUGAUUUCAUCACCUUUAGAUGCAAUCAAAUAAACCAGCAAAGAAAAGCUGCAAUAACUGUAGGAAUUGGAGGCUUUAACUAAGGGAGAAACGCCAUGUUUUAUAACGUUAUCUAUACCGGUAUAUCAGAAAAAGAUCACGUAAACACGUAAACCUAAUAGGACACGGAGUUAAAACUUUGGUUGGAAUUGUGUUCGUAUACCUUCAUACUGAGGAUUGAGCGAUGGCCUUGAAGUAAAGCUACGCGUAAUGAACCAACAGUAACAAAAUGUGAUGUUGCACCGCCAUCUAGCGGCUAGGUUUCAAAUCAAAUUUAUUUUAAGUGUAGGUUUUACACUUGAAUGUUUUUUUUGUGCUAGUUUUCAAAAAUCCUAAAAAAUUCCCCGGAACUAGAAAUUGAAAUAUUACAGUAAUAAAAGUAGCACAAAUAGGGUUAGAGUUAGUUUCCUGUAAAGGCGAAUAAUUUUGCAUCACUAAAAUCUUUUUGGGAAGUGAAGAGAUCUUACCUACACUAACUUCUAUGGACAACAUAUGAAGAAUCCUAUCUGUAAGAGUAAUUGGUAAUAAAUCACGCCCAAAGAAUAAAAAAGGUCUGAAUAAAGUUUACUACAUUAUGCACA
This is a messenger RNA of Tachysurus fulvidraco (yellow catfish), 2489 nucleotides long. RefSeq names its product forkhead box F2b (gene foxf2b). NCBI's taxonomy places the organism in Eukaryota, Metazoa, Chordata, Actinopteri, Siluriformes, Bagridae. Bases 289 to 1398 code for a protein of 369 amino acids. Gene Ontology annotation, cellular component: nucleus. The transcript is spliced from 2 exons. Gene Ontology annotation, biological process: regulation of transcription by RNA polymerase II; animal organ morphogenesis. The record is from RefSeq and is a predicted model, not a curated record. Gene Ontology annotation, molecular function: DNA-binding transcription factor activity, RNA polymerase II-specific; RNA polymerase II cis-regulatory region sequence-specific DNA binding.